AUGGGAAGCUUCAACGAGCCGACAGACACCAUCUCGCCGACACAGGUGUUGAAUUUCGGUGGCAAGCUUUCUCCUCGUAUGACAGAGACCAACUACUCAAUUGGAAUGUUCGAGCUCCGUUUUUUGCCCGAUGGUAAUCUCGUUCUCAAUCGCUUAUCACUCCCAACUGGAAAUCCUUACGAAGGUUAUUAUUCGAUCAAUACAAAUCUAUCGGGUUAUCAGAUGAUCUUCAAUCAAUCGGGCCACAUUUACAUCCUACGAAGGAAUCAAAGCAUAGUCAAUCUCACGCCGACGAACCUUGUUUUAACGGAAGACUUCUACUACAGGGCGAAAGUUGAUAUGGAUGGAACAUCCAGGCACUAUUGUAGCCUCGACAAUGAUGGAUGGGGAAUUUGCCAGUGUCCAUACGGAUUUUCCUUCUUCGAUCAGAGUAACAAAUUCAAAGGUUGCAAGCCGUAUGAUGUUAUACAAGCUUGCAAGCUUGAUCCGUUAAGGCGGAGGGAUCUGUUUGAACUGAGGGAAAUGGGGGAUACUGCUUUUCCUGGGAAUAACUAUGAAGGGAUGGAACCCAUGAGUGAGAAUGAAUGUAGAGAUGCUUACUUGGAUGAUUGUCACUGUAUGAACGGAAGGAGAAAGAUCAAGGGAGGCAGCUCCAUGUUUAUCAAUUUCACAUUAUUAGCGAUCUCUCUGUUUGUUUCAUCCAGAUACCAUAAGAGAUUGCGGAAAGUUCAAUGGAAUUCGAAUAUGCUGCAAUCAAAUUUGCGGUCUUUUACUUACAGAGAGUUGGAAGAAGCGACGGAUGGGUUCAAGGAAGAAUUGGGUAGAGGCGCUUUUGGCACUGUUUAUAAAGGAACCAUGUAA
Magnolia sinica is the source of this 861-nucleotide messenger RNA. Its product is annotated as G-type lectin S-receptor-like serine/threonine-protein kinase LECRK2. The record is from RefSeq and is a predicted model, not a curated record. Bases 1 to 861 code for a protein of 286 amino acids. NCBI's taxonomy places the organism in Eukaryota, Viridiplantae, Streptophyta, Magnoliopsida, Magnoliales, Magnoliaceae. The transcript has 3 exons.